Molecule: messenger RNA, 4329 nt
Organism: Marmota flaviventris (yellow-bellied marmot)
Lineage: Eukaryota; Metazoa; Chordata; Mammalia; Rodentia; Sciuridae
Gene: Gng12
Product: G protein subunit gamma 12
Biological process (GO): G protein-coupled receptor signaling pathway
Cellular component (GO): heterotrimeric G-protein complex
Molecular function (GO): G-protein beta-subunit binding
Source: RefSeq, a predicted model, not a curated record
AGGAGAGGUCGCUGCCGUCUCCAGGAGCCCUUAGAGACCGAGUCCCCGGCAGCGGCGGCGGCGGUGGUGGCGGCGGGGCCAGCGCUCAGGAAGGCGAAUUCGUCCUACCGUUAAAAACCUGAAAACGUUGGACCACACAAGUUCUUACUGAUUUCAGGGAAGAACAAUCAUUGAAGAUGUCCAGCAAAACAGCAAGCACCAACAACAUAGCCCAGGCAAGGAGAACUGUGCAGCAGCUGAGACUAGAAGCUUCCAUUGAAAGGAUAAAGGUCUCAAAGGCCUCUGCAGACCUCAUGUCCUACUGUGAGGAGCACGCCAGGAGUGACCCUUUGCUGACAGGCAUACCGACUUCAGAAAACCCUUUCAAGGAUAAGAAAACCUGCAUCAUCUUAUAGUGGAAGAAUGGAACCGUUCCUCACCUCUUCCCAACAAAGCAAAUCCUGAGCGGCUCCUUGAAGAGAUUUGCCUCCAGCUUAUUUGGUAACCACUGCUAAUAACUAAAAUGCUCUUCUCUUGGAAUAAUGGACUCUAAAGUCUUUAUUUUCCAAGUUGCCCUUUCUUUAAAAUACCCUUUACUGAUUUAAUACAGAAUAACAAUCUUUGUUUUCCAUUUGAUAACUAUGGUAUUACUUUGGGUUAUUGUUUAAGGAGAGUUGGCCUGAGCCUUCUUAAAAACACAAUUAUAUAUUUCAUGUAUUCAGUUGAUUCAGAUAUGUUAAGACUUAAAAUGCCUAAGCACCUGUCAAAUUAAAAUGCCAAGAAUAACUUCAGUCCUGAAACCUUUAUAUCAUAUUCUGCUCUUAAUAAGGUUUGUGCCAACCUGUAUAGUGUACAAGGGAAAGGGGUGUAUUUUGUAUAUGUAUGUCUUCGCAUGUACACAUAUCAAAGCUUAUUUCCUCAUCAAAGCUCCCCUCUCCAUGUAACAGCAGUUCCUCAACUCCAGAAGUUGUAUUUAUCUUGAGCUGUGUAGGUAGAAUAAAAAUUCUUUUCAUAUAGUUAUUGUGCAAAAAAUAAAGAAAAAGCAUCCUAAAGAUUGUAUUCAUUGUGAUCAGGUGAUAUGUCAUCUCUCCUCUCUUGAAACUUGCUGGACCUCUUAGGUGAUGAUGAACCAUGCCAAUUAAAAACUGAAACUGAACUGAAAGCUCUUUGAUAAGGUAUUAAUUCAUAGGGACCCUUUUGGGCUUCGGCCAUCUUGAGUCUGGAAAAGGGGAGGGGACCCUUGGAGGAGGACUGUAGCAGCUGUGCUUUCCUAGGGAAGACACCGCUGAAAUUUCUGCCCUGGUGAUUAAAAUAAGACAGUGAACAGUGAGCCUGACCAAGGGGAGCAGAAACAUGUAAAAACCAACUGCUCUUCUCAGGCCAGCUUUGCAAUUUGUCCCCCUCUUCUCCAUUAGCCUCCCCUGUAUUCUCCCUCUGCUGCUAGAGUAUUUUCAGAGGUGACAUUCCCCUCCCCAGACCCAGGAAGAUGAGACUUGGUGGGAAAGAAAUAGACUUAAAACAUUAAGGUGUCAGGACUCAUAUGCUCUCCCCAGAUGUCUGCAGUUUCAACCCUGCCUGUCCACAGACCCUCCAAGGGGAACUGCAAGCUUCCCAGGAGGGGCUUGGACUCAGCAGUACACUCCUUGGACCAUAGGGUCCCAGCUGCUGGACAUGGAGUUUCUCAGCCUUCCUCUGAGAAGAUAGGACUUAUGUCCUCAAGAUGUCCAUGGGGAAGCCAAAGGCAUGCAUCUCUUCUGGCCAAAGGGGCAUCGUGACUUUAUCAGAGAGGAAGGAAGGCUCCUUUUUAAUUAGGGGCCAAACCAUACUGAGGAUAUGACACUUUAGUCCACUUUCAGCUCAUUAAAAAGAACUACUAAUGAAGGGUUAAAAACUUAAUCACAGAGGAUUCAACCCUGAGAAAAAAUUAUUUGCGAUGGUUUCCUUACUUAUGUACAAUCUGCCCUGAAAAGCAAAACCUUUUAAAAUCCAAUGCUCUGGGCUUGAACAUCAUGCUCAUUGGUGGUGAGCAAAUACAGUCCUGUUUUUAAAUGGCUUGAACGUAGUCAGUGUUCCUCCCACUCACCCGUCGACUCAGCACUGUGAAUUGACCCUGUGAAAGUCACGGCACUGCCCUCAACCUUUUGUCACCUACUGCUUGGUUCUGUGAAAUACUCAGUCCCAAGUAAAUUACAGGCACCUGCAUAGGAGAGAAAGCUUUUGCCUUUCAAAAGGUGAAAUUGGAAAUGUACACUAAGACAACAACUUCACAUUUUAUGCUUCACUUAAUGAGACAUUCUUUUUUUUAAUAAGUAUAUUUUUCUACGGAUAGUUUCAGAACACUGAGUUUAUUUUCACUCUAAUUUUUAACAUGUUUCUUUAAAUAUUUAUAACACAGCUUACUACAGAAUCUUUUCAUGAAAUCACUCUUAUUAUACCAUUUUGUGCACAUUAUUAGCAGCCAGCAUAGUUUAUUCUUUAGCAUUAAAACAGUCUUUUGCCUAACGGUAAACAAGCAUGUUUUGCUAUAUAUUUGUUAAUUUGUUUGUUAUGGUAAGAAAUGGGCUUGAGGUCCCAGGAGAUUUCAUUUUAUUUUUACUGGUCAGAUGGAAUAAAGGCUAUGAGUAUAAAUGUCAUGUAAUUUCCUAACCAGGUGUAGGGCAUGUUCAUAAAAAAAAUGGAAUCAAAUUGUCCUUUGAUGCUGACACAAGAGGGGGGAAAUUGUAACCACAUGUUGAUUUACUUAUAACUAGAUACUAUGUGAGGAAAAUAUAAUAUAUGUAUACAUAUAUAUGAUAUGCAGAAGUCACUUUUAUUUAUCUGGUCUGUUCUACUUGUGAAGCCACAGUUAAACCGUCUCCAGCAGUUGGUUUGUGAUAAUGGUAGAUGCCAAUGUGUGUUAUUUUUUUCUGCUACCACUGUAAUGACACACUUAAAUAUAUACAGGCAGCUUCUUGGCUUCAUUCCCAUUGAACUAUUUAAAUACUCUCAAUAUACUUUGUCUGUAAUGCUGCUUCUGUUAACAGUGAUCUUGUUCCUUUUUCAUUCCUAUAUUUUCAUUAGUUCAUCAUAAAUCUGUCCAGUUGAGGUCUCAUCACCAUGGCAAGAUAGGCUAGGCCAAACAUAAGAUUCCAAAGUAUUUUACAAAAACACUUUUUUUUUUUUUAAUAGAGAAAUACUUUCUAUAUGAGGUGGUUCACAAUUUAUGGGUUGUGACUAAAUACUUUUUUCCUUUUCUAAGAAAAAUUUCAGGUUUUUAAAUUCCUUACCUUAUUAAAGUGAAAAGUACCUUACUUUUUAAAGGAAAGGCCUGCUUUUUGCAGGCUCCAUGUUUGGACUAUGUGUCUAUUUUACUAAUCUUUAAACUAUCAGGAAAAAAAAAAAAAAAACUUUGUACCAACAAUUCGGUAAUUUUGAGGCAUAGAUUAAUUUUCAUAGUGGAAGAAGUGCCAAUUUUCUCUUCAGAUGCUGACUUUUCAACCAAUUUAUAACUAAGAUAGUAUCCUCUGAUUCCUCUGAAUUUUUAUUUAAGAUAUAUACAGGCCCAAGAAGUAAAUAACAACCAUACAUGUCAGGUGUUUCUUGGUGAAAUGAACAUAAUACCAGAGUAUAGUAUGAAUUGUACUGAUCUAUUUAUUUCAUGAUAAUAGAUCAAUAGGAAAAGAUACCUUAAAUCAGAGUUAUAUAAGUAUAUCAAAAUAGAGCACUGACCUAAAGUCGGGGCCUGUAUUUUAGCCCUCAGUCAUUUUCUAGCCUAUCCUGUUAUCAUCUUACUUUGGACAAGGCAGUUCAUCUCUCUGGGCCUCCAUUUUCCCAUUUGUAAAACAAGGGGCUGGCAGCAGACAACCCCUGAGAUCCCUUCCUGUCCCAGAUGCCUUGGUUCAACACCACUGCCCCUCUGCUGGUCCUGCCAAUGUGUUGGUGCUACACGCUACUUCAAAUAGAAACUUGGUUUGUCUAUAACGUGUGCUCCCUUGAUAGCUUAUGAAAGGCCUUUUUGUUAUACAGUGCUUUUUCCCCUAGUUUUACAGACUUAGUUACUGUAAUGAUGUUUCCAGCUAUUUUCUUGAUGUCUCAGUAAAUUUGCAUUUGAUAUAUUGUUGGUGAGAUUGUGUUGUUUUGUAACGUUCUUUGGCUACUCAUCUGUCCAGCAUCUUAUUAACCUUAACACUGUGAUCAUUGUUUAAAAUAUGUUCUGUGGAAAGAAUAAAAACAUUUACUUCACAGCGAGCAUGUUCACAGAUUUGAAAGAAAGUUCAUUAAAAAGCACUGUUGCUUUCUUUACUGAGUCAGUGCCUCGCAUCGUUUUGCUGGUGUUUGCUCAAUAAAUUAAUAAAAGACCUUUUCUCUUCA